Messenger RNA from Onthophagus taurus, 3103 nucleotides. It is a transcript of the gene Ube3a, whose product is annotated as Ubiquitin protein ligase E3A. Gene Ontology annotation, biological process: protein polyubiquitination. Gene Ontology annotation, molecular function: ubiquitin protein ligase activity. NCBI's taxonomy places the organism in Eukaryota, Metazoa, Arthropoda, Insecta, Coleoptera, Scarabaeidae. The record is from RefSeq and is a predicted model, not a curated record.
UGACGCUCUUGACGUUUUAGUAAAAAAGUGACAUCUGUCAAAUAAACUAAAAUCGUCCGAUUAAAGAUCAAAUAAAUAUAAGUUUCAAAAAGAAAAUCUCUACCGGAUUCGAAGCUUUAUAUACCCAGAAAUACACGCAUCGAAAAUCGCGCAUAAAUGUAAUAAAAAAAACCCGCGCACGAACAUAACCUCAAAACCAAAAUCUCGCGUAGUAUCCUUCGCAUAGCUCCCCACGUAUUCUAUGAGCUCGCCGGACAGAAACCUGGUCCCGGACGACGCUUCAAGGACCAACCCGGAGGCUUCGUCAAGUGGUGAUAUCAAAAUCGGCGAAAGGGGCGAUUUAGACGGCCCUGACAACGAAAUGAAACGUGCAGCAGCUAAGAAGCUCAUCGAGAGAUAUUUCUAUCAGCUUAUAGAUGGUUGUGGCAACUCGAAUUGCAAUAAUAUUUAUUGUAGAUCUAGUGAAUCUUUUGUGUUUAAGGUAAAUACUUUGUCUGCUAACGAAGCAGCAGCUCAAGCUAUUCAAUUGUUUUCACAAGACGCAAGGCUUUGUGAGAGACAUCCAAACAAAAUGCCUAGAACACAUAGUCAAAUUAUGUUGAAUGCUAAAGGUGUGGAGAAAAGUUCGCCUACAACGGCUGAAACUGAUUUACCUAGUAAUGAUUUACAUUUAAAUUUGAAUACAGAACCUUCUUGUGCCAGCAGUGAAUUAAAAACAGAGGAAAGUAUACCUUAUUUGACGGAACAAAAAUGUUACGAGAUAAUAGACUUGUGUGAAGAAACGGGGAAAUAUGUCCCAUUAGUGAAAAUAUUAGGAGCUGUGUUUAGUAACAUGUCGAAACUGUCGAAUAGUUUCUUACAAAACGAUAUGAAUUCGCCAAUUGAUGCAAUGUUAGACAAAACAAAUGCUGAUUUAACAACAUUAAAAAAAGAAGAUGUGCGUUCGUUAGAAGGCGAAAAGGAUAAAGAUGAAGAUAGUUGUGUAUCUCCGUCCGCAGGCGGAGAAUCUAGAAAAACAAUUCCCAUUGUUGACUUACCCUCAGUAAGAAGAGCUUAUCGAGCCCUAUUUAAAUUAAAUACAACACAUUUCGAAGGUUCAUUAGUAACCGCCCUAGUUACUUUAGCCUCCGUUUUAGAAAUUGAACUAAAAGCAAAAUUCAUCAAUUUUACCAGCGAUGAAAUCAUCAACAUCAUCCUAAUUGUAUUCGAAAUUCCCGCUCUGGGUACAGGCGAUUUUGUCGAAAUGGCGCUUCCAAUGCUUUGUAGAGCUUUAGAACACUUAUCUUUAGAUUUACAAGCGAAAUUAGCGCUCGCUUGGUCGGGACCCGGACGAAGUAAUAUGCAAAAUAUCUUGGAGAAUUUACAACAAUUAAUUACAUUGAGGGUUAUCACCGGUUUUAAUACUUAUACGCAAGAUGUUCAAGAUGAUACUGUUGUGACGUCGGCUACGAAAUUAAUGAAAAUUUUAUAUUACGCAAACAUUUUAGCUGGAGUUAUGGAAUCGCCUGAUUUACGAGAGGAAUACGAUGAUUUGAAAUUAUCAAAAACUAGUUAUCCGAUCGAUCCAUUAGCUACAAUGCUUGGUGUGAACGUUUUGGAUAGUCGAAAACCGUUUAUACCGUUUAGCGAGUUUUAUAACGAACCAUUGAGCGAUACGGUUGAGAUGGAUAGAGAUUUUGCUAAUUUUAAGAGUGAUUUGGGAAAAUUCAGUUUUAUGACGUAUUCAUUUAUUUUAACGCCGCCAACGAAAACGUUAGGAUUGUACUUUGAUAAUCGGAUACGAAUGUUUGAUAAUAGGAGAAUAAGUUUUAUGCAAAGUGUUAUUGGACAACCGUCAAAUCCAUAUUUGAGAUUAAAAGUUAGGAGGGAUCAUAUUAUUGACGACGCUUUAGUUGAGUUGGAGAUGAUUGCAAUGGAAAACCCGAUCGAUUUAAAAAAGCAACUCGUCGUGGAGUUUGAAAACGAGCAAGGAAUCGAUGAGGGAGGUGUUUCAAAGGAAUUCUUCCAAUUAGUAAUAGAAGAAAUUUUUAAUCCUGAUUAUGCAAUGUUCACCUAUCAACAAGACUCACAAACCGUUUGGUUUAACCCAACCAGUUUUGAAAACGAAGCUCAAUUCACACUCAUCGGAAUCGUUUUGGGUUUGGCCAUUUAUAACAACAUCAUUUUAGCAGUUAAUUUCCCCAUGGUACUUUACCGGAAGUUAAUGGGAAAAAGGGGGUCGUUUGAAGAUUUAUCUGAAUGGAAUCCGACUCUAUAUAAUAGUUUAAAACAAAUGUUGGAAUAUAAUGAACCGGAUUUAGAAGAUGUUUUUAUGCAAACUUUUAGAAUAAGUUAUCAAGACGUUUUUGGAGGAUUAAUUAAUCAUGACUUAAAAGAAAAUGGUGAUCAGGUUGCUGUGACUCAAACAAAUAAAUUUGAGUUUGUAGAAAUGUACGCAGAUUUCCUAUUAAAUAAAUCAGUCGAAAAACAAUUUCGUGCCUUUUAUAAAGGCUUCCAAAUGGUAACUGAUGAGUCACCAUUAGAGUUACUGUUCCGUCCGGAAGAAGUCGAAUUAUUAAUAUGUGGUAGUAAAACGUUCAAUUUCAACAGUUUGGAGCAAGCAACGGAAUACGACGGGGGAUACACAAGUGAUUCGCCGAUCAUUAAACAUUUCUGGUCGGUCGUACACGCGUUCUCGAUAGAAGAAAAACGAAAAUUAUUGCAAUUUACGACCGGAUCGGAUCGAGUCCCGAUCGGGGGAUUGAGCAAAUUAAAACUGGUCAUUGCAAAAAAUGGGCCGGAUUCGGACCGGUUACCAACCGCUCACACGUGUUUCAACGUGCUUUUAUUGCCAGAGUAUUCGUCGAAAGAAAAAUUGAAAGAUCGAUUAGUGAAAGCGAUCAAUUAUUAUCAAGGUUUUGGUAUGUUAUAAUAAACGUGAAAGAAAUGUGUCGAGUUUUCGUUGUGUGUACAUAAAGAGACAGUACAGACACGUUCUUUUAUUAAUUUUCACCGCUCACUAUUAAGUUUACGUUUCUUUCUUUCACUGUAUGUUCUUUAUGAACUAAUUAUUGUGUAUGGUUAAAAAAAAAUUGGAGUCAUAAAAAACAUGAUUAAUAAUUAA